GUUAAUAUAUGCAAGUAUCAAAACAUAUUCAAAUAUUUAAAGACACUAUGUUUAAGGGGAAAAACUAUCGUAUUGCAUGAAAAAUGUUGUCGACUCUUGAGAAUAUUUAUUAAUACAUCGAGUUUGACGUUGAUUUAUGUUUAAGUUGACCUCAAGUUUUAAUGAUUCUGUGUCUACCAGUCCGGAGCCAUGAACUGUUCCUAAUUUUCGCUUGUUUUUGCUUUUAGGUGUCGUUGUUACAAAGCUUUCAUGAAAUAUAUAAUGAACCACUCCCCACAAUGCAGAGAAAAAUUUUCUCCUCUAAAUCACCGCCUAAAGGUCUGACAGUUACCUGAACAAAAACGACUUCUUUUGCCACUCGAUAGACAGACGGAGAAUUCCCGUAUCAUAUCGUCAAACAAAAAUUAAGCCGGCCAAUAUCUUCCUGGUUGCCUAGGGAAUCAUAUAUAUGACAUUGGUAAUUUGAAUAAACAGCUACAAAGAAAAGGAAAAAUAUCGAAUUACGUCAACAACAAAUUUCACUAGGGGUGAAACACAGACCAAAACAAUUCUAGAACUGCUAGGCUCCCCCUCUUUAGUGAGUUUCAACAACUUGGAUCAGCAAUUCCUUUCGCAGUGGUCAAUAUUAAAGGUAAUGUAUCGAGUACUUUUUCACAGUUCGAUUUCCCCACUGAGAGAUGACCAACAGCCAAGUGAUUAGAGAGGUUACAAAGAAAAGAAGCGUCUCCUCCGAUUACCUUGGUAUGAAAAAUAUCUUUGGUGAAGUUUCCAUAUUUUUGUCUGUGAACUGACGAAAUACAGAUCGUAACUUGUAGCUGGAGUGAAUUCCGUGAACUUCUUUAUUGAAGUGUGAUCGACCUAGACAACCCGUCGCUGUGCAGACAGGUGAUCUAGCCGAAUAUCAAUUUUGGCAUGUGGCGACGCAAAUAAAAGAGAAAAGGAGAUCAACAAAACCAUGUUUGAAACAUGCUUGAAACAUGUUUGAAACAGCUAGAUAAACAGGAACCUGUGACCUAGAAAAAUUUUAGAUGAUAAACAUCCUGCCUAACCAAUUAUCGUGGAUAAUUGGCAGGAACAUUUUCCCCACUGCACAAAAUAUUUCUAUCGUUCAUGGUGCCUAAAACAAAAGCUUGGGAUCUCUAGAGGGAAUAAUUAGUUAAAUAAUUACCUGUUACAAGUAAACACGUGUGUAUUCGCAUUUUGAAGGAGUGAACGUUACUGUGGAAGUUUCUGUCUAAAUGUUAUUAAGAAAGUGAGGUAGACGUGAUCGUUGCCUGGCAGGUGCUGUCAAUAAAAAAAUCUCUCUCGUUUCGUAAUUAAAAAUAACCCUGAGAAAAAGCGACGCAACUGAAUGCUUAUCAGCGAAAUGAUGGAGGAUAUUCCCUAGCUUAAAUAUUUUCUCUUCUCUCAAGAAGAGCGAUUGUCCUGGUUUAAAUUUCAUUUAACAUAUCCUUGUCAGAUAAGGGUAAGUAACAUUGUUGCUCCAUCGCUUGCUUGAAAUUGAUUUGCGAAACCAGAAAAAAGGAAAAAAGUACAAGAAAAGGAGGCCUAUAGGUUAAACCAAAACAUAUGUAGAAAAUCGAUAAAAUUCAAUUCACGCAUAAUUUGCAUCCCCUGAUUCGAAGGUGGAACUUAGUCCAGUUUUGGAAAAUGAAAUGUAAGUUACGCAGUGAUAACAAUGUCUAUCCAUUUCUACAAAAUGAAUGCUUUCGGAGAAAACAUAAACAACAACUAUCGUAUUGCAAGUACUUUGAAGAAGUCAUUUAUAGCAUUCAAGCAUUUGUUAUUACCACUGAAGCUCACAAACUUCAAAUGAUAAACUAAGUCGGUGUUUCUCUCAUGUCGCCGACUUCGCCGAAGAGCGAAAUUUCUAUGAAUUUAAAGCCGUAUGCAAAACCCCAGAAAAAUAACCCUACAAACGGUAAGUUUAUCAUUUCUACUUCUCAUAUGUCAAAUGUUAAAAGUUUAUUUCCCUUGCCACAUUGAAAAUAUUUUUUGAAGCUACCCUACUUUUCACACGGUACUUAAGUAAAUAAAUACAAAAACUCUUAUUUUAUUUCAAACUGAAAUCGUGAUUCUACCUUUUAGUGAAAACAUAGGGAAGACAUUGUUCUAAAAGUCCUUGUAAUAAGUAAGUUUUUUAUUGCUUUUACAAGUACAAACGAGGCCUCCAAAAAUGCAUAUGGCCUAAAUUCGACCUUCGAGUGAAGUUAAUUAUGCAGGAAUUGCCGAAUUUUAUCAAUUUUCUCGAAAACAAGGAAUUUUUCAACGAACUACAUACGUCUUGGCUUGUUUUACCAAUAGGCCUACCGAAUACUAGAAUAUGAUCUAAUUCAAUUUUUUGGCUGUUUCUGGAGAUUUAUGAAUUUGUCUGACUUUUAGUGACAUCUAACAACUAUUCACUGAAGUGGAGGCUGCCAGGUCGCUAGCCACCGAAAAUGAAAAAGAGGAAAAAUGGCACCUGACAACUUCACAACAGACAAUUUUCUGACGCCUGCUAAUUGAGGAAAAGGUGACGAUGGAGGAAAUUUUUUUGUGAUUAGUGUCAAGGAAGUUCGGUUUCAGCAAUCGUGGCUGGGUGUGUGCCUUUUUAGACAAAAUAUUUCUCGUUGCAAUUACAAAUAACCAGCAGGAAAAAGGAAUCGAACACAGAAUAAUGUCGACUACAAACUUCACAAGGGGUGGAACACAGACGGAAGCAUUUCAACGACUAAUAUGCUCCUCCUCGGGCUCUUUGGUGAGUGAGUCUCAUCUAGAAUUGGUUUCUUUCGCAACAGUUAACAUUCUCCUCUCCAUCACAGCGUUUCUUGGAAAUUCUCUCAUCCUUGUUGCCCUUCACAAGGAAUCUUCCCUUCAUCGACCGUCCAAACUCUUGUAUCGCAGUCUGGCAACAACUGAUCUGUUGGUUGGUCUUAUUAUCCAGCCUCUCAUUGUAACUUUUGUGAUAUCUUUGGUUCAAGAACACUGGGUUAUUUGUCAAUAUGCAAAUACUGCGGCCUACAUUUCAAGCAUAGCAUUAUGUGGAGUUUCUUUGUUGACAAUAGCGGCCAUUAGCGUGGACAGACUUCUCGCCCUGUUGUUGCGGCUGAGAUAUAGACAGAUUGUAACUUUUAAGCGCACAUGUAUAAUUGUGGCUUCCUUUUGGGUUUUUUCUCUUGUCGCGGCUUGCUUAUACACCAUAUUUGAUCACCGAAUACUGUAUCUGAGCACCGGCAUAAUAAUACCACUUUGUCUGAUUAUUUCAAUGGCCUCGCACAUAAAGAUUUUUUGCACUCUCAGGUAUCAUCAGACUAAAGUACAUGAUCAUGUUCAACAACACCUGAGUCAACCAAAUGCACUGAACAUGGCCCGAUACAAAAAGGCAGUGUACAGUGCACUGUGGGUGCAGUUGGCAUUUAUUGUUUGUUAUACGCCAUACUUCAUAGUGGAAACGGUGAUCGGUCUUAGUAAAACAUUUUCAUCACAAUUAAUUAUUCUAAGAAGAGUUACAAUCCUCUCAGUUUACGUUAACUCGACGUUAAAUCCGUUUCUUUACCUCUGGAAGAUUAGUGAAGUAAGACAAGCAGUAAAGCAGACAAUCAGACAAGCACUUUGUUGUCCAUGGAGUUAGAUCGCUCGUAAUUACACUCGAAUCGGAAUAUUUUCAAAGCAGAGUCAUGCAGUGACGAUUAUUACCAGCCGUA
This is a messenger RNA of Stylophora pistillata, 3683 nucleotides long. RefSeq names its product melanocyte-stimulating hormone receptor. The record is from RefSeq and is a predicted model, not a curated record. Gene Ontology annotation, molecular function: G protein-coupled receptor activity. Lineage: Eukaryota; Metazoa; Cnidaria; Anthozoa; Scleractinia; Pocilloporidae. Gene Ontology annotation, biological process: G protein-coupled receptor signaling pathway. Gene Ontology annotation, cellular component: membrane.